AUGCCAGGUUCGGAGCUGGCGGGCGGUCCUGCACAGCCACAGUCCCGUGAGUGCCGCGUGUGCGGCGACAGUUUUGGUGACAAGAGUCCCGCGACGGUGAGUGACACGCGAGUGCCGCGAGUUCCACGAGGAGUUCCACUUGAGUUCCGCGGUGAGAUCUGUGACGGGGUGCUGCGUGAGUGCCGCGACAGUUGUGCCAAGGAGUGUGCCGCGUGUAUCCCGCGAGAGUGCCACGAUGUUGUGUGCCAAGGAGUGUGCCGCGUGUAUCCCGCGAGAGUGCCACGAUGUAGUGUGCCAAGGAGUGUGCCGCGUGUAUCCCGCGAGAGUGCCACGAUGUUGUGUGCCAAGGAGUGUGCCGCGUGUAUCCCGCGAGAGUGCCACGAUGUAGUGUGCCAAGGAGUGUGCCGCGUGUAUCCCGCGAGAGUGCCACGAUGUAGUGUGCCAAGGAGUGUGCCGCGUGUAUCCCGCGAGAGUGCCACGAUGUUGUGUGCCAAGGAGUGUGCCGCGUGUAUCCCGCGAGAGUGCCACGAUGUAGUGUGCCAAGAAGUGUGCCGCGUGUAUCCCGCGAGAUGUGCCAAGGAGUGUGCCGCGUGUAUCCCGCGAGAGUGCCACGAUGUAGUGUGCCAAGGAGUGUGCCGCGUGUAUCCCGCGAGAGUGCCACGAUGUUGUGUGCCAAGGAGAGUGCCGCGUGUAUCCCGCGAGAGUGCCACGAUGUUGUGUGCCAAGGAGUGUGCCGCGUGUAUCCCGCGAGAGUGCCACGAUGUUGUGUGCCAAGGAGUGUGCCGCGUGUAUCCCGCGAGAGUGCCACGAUGUUGUGUGCCAAGGAGUGUGCCGCGUGUAUCCCGCGAGAGUGCCACGAUGUUGUGUGCCAAGGAGUGUGCCGCGUGUAUCCCGCGAGAGUGCCACGAUGUAGUGUGCCAAGGAGUGUGCCGCGUGUAUCCCGCGAGAGUGCCACGAUGUAGUGUGCCAAGGAGUGUGCCGCGUGUAUCCCGCGAGAGUGCCACGAUGUUGUGUGCCAAGGAGUGUGCCGCGUGUAUCCCGCGAGAGUGCCACGAUGUUGUGUGCCAAGGAGUGUGCCGCGUGUAUCCCGCGAGAGUGCCACGAUGUUGUGUGCCAAGGAGUGUGCCGCGUGUAUCCCGCGAGAGUGCCACGAUGUUGUGUGCCAAGGAGUGUGCCGCGUGUAUCCCGCGAGAGUGCCACGAUGUUGUGUGCCAAGGAGUGUGCCGCGUGUAUCCCGCGAGAGUGCCACGAUGUAGUGUGCCAAGGAGUGUGCCGCGUGUAUCCCGCGAGAGUGCCACGAUGUUGUGUGCCAAGGAGUGUGCCGCGUGUAUCCCGCGAGAGUGCCACGAUGUAGUGUGCCAAGAAUGUGCCAAGGAGUGUGCCGCGUGUAUCCCGCGAGAGUGCCACGAUGUAGUGUGCCAAGGAGUGUGCCGCGUGUAUCCCGCGAGAGUGCCACGAUGUAGUGUGCCAAGGAGUGUGCCGCGUGUAUCCCGCGAGAGUGCCACGAUGUUGUGUGCCAAGGAGUGUGCCGCGUGUAUCCCGCGAGAGUGCCACGAUGUAGUGUGCCAAGGAGUGUGCCGCGUGUAUCCCGCGAGAGUGCCACGAUGUAGUGUGCCAAGGAGUGUGCCGCGUGUAUCCCGCGAGAGUGCCACGAUGUUGUGUGCCAAGGAGUGUGCCGCGUGUAUCCCGCGAGAGUGCCAUGAUGUAGUGUGCCAAGGAGUGUGCCGCGUGUAUCCCGCGAGAGUGCCACGAUGUAGUGUGCCAAGGAGUGUGCCGCGUGUAUCCCGCGAGAGUGCCACGAUGUUGUGUGCCAAGGAGUGUGCCGCGUGUAUCCCGCGAGAGUGCCACGAUGUUGUGUGCCAAGGAGUGUGCCGCGUGUAUCCCGCGAGAGUGCCACGAUGUUGUGUGCCAAGGAGUGUGCCGCGUGUAUCCCGCGAGAGUGCCACGAUGUUGUGUGCCAAGGAGUGUGCCGCGUGUAUCCCGCGAGAGUGCCACGAUGUUGUGUGCCAAGGAGUGUGCCGCGUGUAUCCCGCGAGAGUGCCACGAUGUUGUGUGCCAAGGAGUGUGCCGCGUGUAUCCCGCGAGAGUGCCACGAUGUUGUGUGCCAAGGAGUGUGCCGCGUGUAUCCCGCGAGAGUGCCACGAUGUUGUGUGCCAAGGAGUGUGCCGCGUGUAUCCCGCGAGAUGUGCCAAGGAGUGUGCCGCGUGUAUCCCGCGAGAGUGCCACGAUGUAGUGUGCCAAGGAGUGUGCCGCGUGUAUCCCGCGAGAGUGCCACGAUGUAGUGUGCCAAGGAGUGUGCCGCGUGUAUCCCGCGAGAGUGCCACGAUGUUGUGUGCCAAGGAGUGUGCCGCGUGUAUCCCGCGAGAGUGCCACGAUGUAGUGUGCCAAGGAGUGUGCCGCGUGUAUCCCGCGAGAGUGUCACGAUGUAGUGUGCCAAGGAGUGUGCCGCGUGUAUCCCGCGAGAGUGCCACGAUGUUGUGUGCCAAGGAGUGUGCCGCGUGUAUCCCGCGAGAGUGCCACGAUGUAGUGUGCCAAGGAGUGUGCCGCGUGUAUCCCGCGAGAUGUGCCAAGGAGUGUGCCGCGUGUAUCCCGCGAGAGUGCCACGAUGUAGUGUGCCAAGGAGUGUGCCGCGUGUAUCCCACGAGAGUGCCGCAAUGUUGUGUGCCAAGGAGUGUGCCGCGUGUAUCCCGCGAGAGUGCCGCAAUGUUGUGUGCCAAGGAGUGUGCCGCGUGUAUCCCGCGAGAGUGUCGCAGUGGAGUGUGCCAAGGAGUGUGCCGCGUGUAUCCCGCGAGAGUGCCGCAAUGUUGUGUGCCAAGGAGUGUGCCGCGUGUAUCCCGCGAUAGUGUCGCAGUGGAGUGUGCCAAGGAGUGUGCCGCGUGUAUCCCGCGAGAGUGCCACGAUGUAGUGUGCCAAGGAGUGUGCCGCGUGUAUCCCGCGAGAGUGUCGCAGUGGAGUGUGCCAAGGAGUGUGCCGCGUGUAUCCCGCGAGAGUGUCGCAGUGGAGUGUGCCAAGGAGUGUGCCGCGUGUAUCCCGCGAGAGUGCCGCAAUGUUGUGUGCCAAGGAGUGUGCCGCGUGUAUCCCGCGAGAGUGUCGCAGUGGAGUGUGCCAAGGAGUGUGCCACGUGUAUCCCGCGAGAGUGUCGCAGUGGAGUGUGCCAAGGAGUGUGCCACGUGUAUCCCGCGAGAGUGUCGCAGUGGAGUGUGCCAAGGAGUGUGCCGCGUAAGUCCCGCGACAGUGCGGCGGGAGUUCCGAGCGGAUUCCGAGCGAAGGGAAGUGCGACUUCAGUGA
Messenger RNA from Bacillus rossius redtenbacheri, 3288 nucleotides. RefSeq lists its product as uncharacterized. The record is from RefSeq and is a predicted model, not a curated record. The transcript has 7 exons. Bases 1 to 3288 code for a protein of 1095 amino acids. NCBI's taxonomy places the organism in Eukaryota, Metazoa, Arthropoda, Insecta, Phasmatodea, Bacillidae.